UGCUCCCGCCCAGGCCGCGCCCUGGCCUCCCGCGGCGCCGGCCCGUGCGACCUCCUGCUGCCCAGCGCCGCUCGCAGCUGCAGCGCCCCAGGCGCGCCUGAGCUCUGUCGCACUUCUUGGGGAGCAGACGCUUCACUGGCGGCUUCGCUCUUCUUCGGACAUGCUUCAGCACCUCAAUGUCCUUGCGAGGAGACCACGAUUGAACAGAGCGUUUGAUGUACCAGCAGUGAAAAGAGGAAGAUUGGCUAAAGCAACUGAUGCAUUCAAAACCUAUGUUGUUUUAAAAGUCCAAAAUUUAAAAAGCACUACAAUAGAGAGAAGGGGAAGUGAACCUUGCUGGGAUCAGGACUUCAUGUUUGAAAUCUGUGCUGAUGGAAAAGGCUUCAUUGUAGAGCUGUGGAAGAAAGGCUUGCUCUGGGAUAGCAUUUUAGGAGUUGUAUGGAUUCCCCUUGCAACUGUGGAACAUGCAACAGAUGAAGGCCCAGGUUCCUGGUGGACAUUGUAUUCUGAAGUAGUAAAAAAUGGGAGUGAGAUUCAAGGCACAAAAACACCAACUUCACAUGAGAUCUUACUGGAUGUCUACUUUGCAUUACCAUUUGAUACCCACAAAGAUUUAGAUUGCAGAGGCUGGCAAAGAUGGACACCCCUCCAAAAUAUGAGACAAUCAAAUCAAGAUACAUGUGAUAGUCUGUUAUCCAUGGAAAGUGGUCUCAGCCUACAAGAAGGCAAACAAAGGAGAAAUAAAGAUGAAGCUGAUGGAAGUAAUUUCGCAAAAGCGAGAUGGGCCAGGGCUAUUCAGAAGUCCUUGAAAUCAUUGAAAUUGCCUGUUCACCGUCAAGUUGACUGACAGAGUCUGCAUUCAGACAUACUGCGGGUAACAGGUUGGAGGAGGUGUCAUUGUGUGUGGUGUUUUUUUUUUAACAGAAGCAAUCAAAUAACACUUCCAAUUUUUGUGCUCUGUAAACUUAUAACUUGAAGUUGGUACUCCGCAGCUCAAUUCCCUACCCUUGACUCUGUGUUCAACAUAUUCAUUGAUGUAAAUCAAUUUAUAUGAUAACGCAAAGUGAAAAUAAAAAAUGGAGUCAUGACA
Molecule: messenger RNA, 1090 nt
Organism: Pogoniulus pusillus (Red-fronted tinkerbird)
Lineage: Eukaryota; Metazoa; Chordata; Aves; Piciformes; Lybiidae
Product: protein unc-13 homolog A-like
Exons: 8
Coding region: 161-847 (228 amino acids)
Biological process (GO): dense core granule priming; synaptic vesicle maturation; neuromuscular junction development
Cellular component (GO): synaptic vesicle membrane; presynaptic active zone cytoplasmic component; plasma membrane
Molecular function (GO): syntaxin-1 binding; calmodulin binding; diacylglycerol binding
Source: RefSeq, a predicted model, not a curated record